AUGGGGAGCUCAUUGACUGGUAACGCUAUUCAAUACAUCUCGAAGGAAUUUGCGGUGAAUUCACAAGUUCAAAAGGCUUUGCCAAUAUCCAUGUUUCUAGUCGGAUAUGUUUGUGGCCCAAUUGUAUGGGCGCCCCUCAGUGAAGAGUAUGGGCGCCGACUCAUUGUCAUUCUAACAUUUCCUCUCUUUGCGGUAUUCACAAUGGCCUGCGCCUUAGCUCCGAGCUGGUCGGCAUUUUUGGCAUUCAGACUCCUGGCAGGCAUGGUCGGAAGUUCAAUCGUGGCACUGGGUCCGGGUAUCAUAUCGGACAUCUAUCGAGACCCCACAACCAGAGGUUGGAGCAUAGCAGUAUUUAUGGGCGUCACUGGAUUUGGGCCUAUGCUGGGGCCUAUCGUUUCAGGAUUCAUCUCACCAGCCGUAGGCUGGCGCUGGUCCUUCUGGGUCGCUCUGAUAUUUGCCGGGGUGACAAUGAUCUUUGUCUUGUGGUUUCCAGAGACUUACCAGCCUGUUCUUGUGAGAAUUUAUGCCCCCAAUCAUUUCCCAGAGUCUCAAAUGGAAGAUCCGCAACCCUUAAAGCACCGGAAUCGACAGUGGAAAUCAAUCUUUCGCGGAGUUCUACUACGGCCGCUUCAUCUUCUUUUCACGGAACCCGUUCUUGCUGCGUGCUCUAUGUACCUGGCACUUUGCUACUCUAUAUUUUACAUGUCGUUCGCGGUCUUCCCCUACAUUUUCCAGGAAGUCUAUUCUCUAUCGCCAGGUCAGUGUGGAUUGGUUCAACUGACAAUCGGUGCCGGUUGCGCCUUGAGUCUACCGAUCUAUUGGGCAUACGAGCGGAUCUUUCUCGGUUUGGUUGAUAUUUCUUCUGCACGCAACAAGCAAGAACUUUAUCGCUUACCACUUGCGUGUUUGGGUGGUCCAUUAUUCGUGAUAUCCCUUUUUUGGCUGGGUUGGUCUUCUCGUGACGAUGUUUCCUUCGCAGUACCAAUGAUGGCUGGUAUCCCCUUUGGGAUAGGCUUCAUGUGUGUCUUCAUUGCCAUUCUAAACUAUAUCACCGACGCUUAUCGACUUUACGCCGCAUCUGCUAAUGCUGCUUCAAGUUGCAGUCGUUCAUUCUUCGCAACAUUUCUACCCCUUGCUAGUUACCCUAUGCUCUCACACCUCGGGAUUGCCGGAGCUUGUAGUUUGCUAGGGGGGGCUUAG
This is a messenger RNA of Penicillium waksmanii, 1200 nucleotides long. Its product is annotated as MFS general substrate transporter. Gene Ontology annotation, molecular function: transmembrane transporter activity. The transcript is spliced from 5 exons. The record is from RefSeq and is a predicted model, not a curated record. NCBI's taxonomy places the organism in Eukaryota, Fungi, Ascomycota, Eurotiomycetes, Eurotiales, Aspergillaceae. Gene Ontology annotation, biological process: transmembrane transport. The coding region runs from base 1 to 1200 and encodes 399 amino acids.